AUGCAAGUCAUUAUGCUUAUACCUUUGACAAAUUUGGGAUAUGGGUUUCAGGUACUCUGCAUUUGUUUUGGCCGAGUAGUUCUAAACUUGAGAUUGCUGAAAAUGAAGAGGCAAAUGGAGAAAUCUAAGUCAUGUGAGAAGAUUCUCACAGUCACCGUUGAUAAUGCUUCGUCAAAUGAUGUUGCAUUGAAGGAGUUGAGUAAGAGGAUAGGUGAUUGGGGUGUCCCUAAUGCACUUUUGCAUGGAGGGAAGAAUUUACAAAUGAGGUGUGUCGCCCAUAUUCUUAACUUGAUUGUCAAUGAUGGGUUGAGUGUGAUGAAGAUAUUCAUUGGUGCCAUUCGCAAUGCGGUGAGGUAUGUUAGAUCAUCCCCACAAAGGCUUGAUUUUUUUAAGGGAUGUGUUGAAAGGGUGAAACUAGAGUGCAAAGGGCUUGUGAUUUUGGAUGUCCCUACUAGGUGGAAUUCCACAUUCUUGAUGUUGGAACGAGCUUUGACCUUCCAAAAAGCUUUUGAUAGAAUGGUGGAAGAAGAUGCGGGUAAUUUUUGGGCAUGGCUCCAAGGUGACAAGGGUGAAAAGCCAAAAGAAGGGCCACCGGCAAGUGUUGAUUGGCAAUAUGGGGAGCAAUUUGUGGAUUUCUUGAGACCAUUUUAUGAAAUCACUUUGAAGGUAUGUUGUUCUAAUUCUCCUACCGUUCAUAGUACUUUUGGUGAUAUACUCUCUAUUUAUGGUCUCUUGCAAGAACAAAAAAAUCCAUGUUUGUCUGAGAUUGCAUCACCCAUGCAAGACAAGUUUCUCAAGUAUUGGGGUAGCUUUGAUAAGUUGAAUCAUUAUCUAUUCAUUGCUAUUGUUCUUGAUCCACGUCAUUUUGUUGACUAUUUUGAGAUUCUUGAUGAUGGGGAUAUGGAUGAAAAUGUGGAAGCUAACACAAAGAGUGUGAAGGAUCUUUUGUAUGACCUUUACAAGGUGUAUGAGGAAGAGGGAAGGGAAAGUGGUGUUGGUGAGGUUGGUGGUUCUCAAGUAUCAAGUGAGGCUCAAUCUAGUUCAACUAAGGGUCUAACGGAGUUAGAAAAGAGAUUGAAAGAGAAGGAGCAAAGGAGAAGAGCAAAGAAAGCCGAGAUCGUAAACAACGAUGUGGAUAAAUAUCUUAGAUAUCCUAUUGAAAGAGAUGGUGUGUCACACCCCAACUCAGGGAUUUUUUAUUUUAUUUUUAUUGAGUUGAAGGUAUGA
Molecule: messenger RNA, 1227 nt
Organism: Rosa rugosa (rugosa rose)
Lineage: Eukaryota; Viridiplantae; Streptophyta; Magnoliopsida; Rosales; Rosaceae
Product: zinc finger BED domain-containing protein RICESLEEPER 2-like
Exons: 2
Coding region: 1-1227 (408 amino acids)
Molecular function (GO): DNA binding
Source: RefSeq, a predicted model, not a curated record